AUGAGCUUUGAGGAUUGGAGAAGAAUAGACGUGGACAAGUACGACCCAGACUACCAGUACACUCCGGAUGAGCUUCCAGAGGAGAAGGCCGGGGCUACGGCCGCCGACAUGCAAGCACUGACACAGACGUUGCGUGGCUUGAUACAACGGAUGGAAAUUGCGCAAGCGUUUGCCACUGCCAUUGAGUACGCUCCGUACGGGGCAGCGGAAGAAGUACGAGUCUCGUUUUUGAAGGCCGUGUUUGAGAUUUUUGUGAGCGUGAAGAUGAACGACGUUGCCGGGAUCACCAAGCAGCUGGACCUGGACACGCUGGACACCGUUGUCAAGUUUUUGUACACGCUCAUGGGAAAGGACUGGGCGCUGAAACAGUCUGGGUUGCUCCUUGUUUGGCUCGACAAGAUUGUCGAACAAGUCGGCGAAGGCCCAAUCAUACGGUACUUGAGCGAUCCAUACAAGCUCUAA
Molecule: messenger RNA, 462 nt
Organism: Pichia membranifaciens NRRL Y-2026
Lineage: Eukaryota; Fungi; Ascomycota; Pichiomycetes; Pichiales; Pichiaceae
Exons: 1
Coding region: 1-462 (153 amino acids)
Biological process (GO): regulation of actin filament polymerization; Arp2/3 complex-mediated actin nucleation
Cellular component (GO): Arp2/3 protein complex; cytoplasm; actin cytoskeleton
Molecular function (GO): actin filament binding
Source: RefSeq, a predicted model, not a curated record